AUGUCCGACCGCUGCUGCCACGCGGCCGAGGGUGAUGUGCAACAACCUGAUGCGACAGCAGCACUUGGCAAUACUGGGCUGCGCCUUGAGGGCGUCAAAAUUUUCGACGACUCACUUCAGCAACCAAGAUCAAGUCCUAAUCUCUUAUCUCGUGAUGCGCAACUUCACCUGUUCAGUACCUCUUCACACUCGCGCAAUCUUCCAAUCGCCACUGCUGCGCCCAAUUCGGAGCCCAACCCCGAGCAUGUACUGCACGAAGAGAAGCAAGCUCACAGCGCAGAGGAAUCAACGACAGCGAGAACAGUGUUGUGGGCCCUAGCAGAGAGUGCCGAAGUUUUUACGGACCUGGAAAACAGCCUCCACGACAGCGAUCUACAUCCCGGCGCGCCCUGGGGCUUUGUGGUUGUGCGCACGGUAUACGGCAGUUUUGCCCGUAUGCUUGAGGAGCUGACAAGCAACAAUAGAGAGACACUAGAAGAUGCACAGCAGGGACACGUCUUUCUACGCCACAAGCUCACCAUCCUCAAUAACAAGGCCACCCUUAACAGCGCUGAUUGCCAUACUGUGCUUCGCUGCUUCACGCAUCCCCACUUGAGCGUCGGCCAGUUUCCCGACAUCAAGGUCGUCACGAUCAACUUCUGGGGCGGGAGAGCGGCUACAAUAGUAGAGGAUUAG
Paraphaeosphaeria sporulosa is the source of this 675-nucleotide messenger RNA. RefSeq lists its product as uncharacterized. The record is from RefSeq and is a predicted model, not a curated record. The transcript is spliced from 3 exons. Bases 1 to 675 code for a protein of 224 amino acids. Lineage: Eukaryota; Fungi; Ascomycota; Dothideomycetes; Pleosporales; Didymosphaeriaceae.